AUGGACAGCCCCGCCGUCACCUUCACUCUGGCUUACCUGGUGUUCGCCGUCUGCUUCGUGUUCACCCCCAACGAGUUCCGCUCGGCCGGGCUCACCGUGCAGAACCUGCUGGCCGGCUGGCUGGGCAGCGAGGACGCGGCCUUCGUCCACUACCACCUGCGGAGGAGCACCGGCACCAUGCUGGCCCACGGCCUGCUGCCGCUCGGUUAUUACGUUGGCAUGUGUUUUGCAGCACCAGAGAAACAGCUUUUCUAUUUUUACCAGGCCUCAGAAGGCUGGAAAAUAUUCUUCUUGCUGGCUAUUCUUGCUCCAACAGUCACCGGCCUCCUGGCAUAUUACUGGUCACAGAACAGCUGGGAUAACCAUCCUUUAGCUCGGACACUUGCCUUGCAUGCUCUUCCACAGUCUGGUUGGCGGGCAGUGGCUUCUUCCAUCAAUACAGAAUUCAGGAGGAUUGACAAGUUUGCUACUGGAGCACCAGGAGCAAGAGUGAUUGUUACAGACACUUGGGUGAUGAAAGUGACCACCUACAGUUUACAUGUUGCCCAACAGCAGGACAUUCAUCUGACAGUGACAGAUUCCAGACAACACGAACUAUCACCUGAUUCAAACAUGCCCGUGCAGUUCCUCACCAUCCGUGUUGCCAGUAUUAAUCCCUAUGUGAAAGCUUUUGAUAUCCGGUUGAACUCCACAGAGUAUGGGGAACUACGAGAGAAACUUCAUGCUCCAAUCCGUAAUGCAGCUAACGUUGUGAUCCAUCAGAGCCUCAGUGACUUGUUUCUGGAAACCUUUACAUCGCUGGUGGAAAUUAAUCAGACAUACCCUGUUCCCAGCAAUCAGGAGCUCGAGCCAUGUAUAGGGUGUAUGCAGAUUAAUGCAAACAUCAAGCUUGUUAAAAAUUGCCAAGAGCCAAACGAAGGAGAAUGCCAGCAAUGCUACUGUCGUCCUAUGUGGUGCCUGACUUGCAUGGGGAAAUGGUUUGCCAGCCGGCAGGAUCAGCAGCACCCAGAGACCUGGCUAUCAAGCCAAGUGCCUUGUCCAACCUGCCGAGCCAAGUUUUGCAUUUUGGAUGUUUGCAUAAUACAAUGAAUAAUAUCUUGGUACAAUUUACCUUUUGAAAUCUGAAUGUAUUCACAGCAGGGUUGGAUGCAAGCCCCAUUAGAUUUGUUUCUUGCUCUUCUGCUUCUGAAAAGGUAAAAGCUCUGGAGUUUUCUUCUUCAAAGCCCUCAAAAUGGCAACCCAACAUUUUCUUUUCAUUUUUUCCCACUCCACAAAUGUGUUCUCAGUUUUUAUUCACUAACAUAACAGUUAAAAUUUUAGAUUGUUGAGUUUUGUGGGUUUUUUUGCUUUUCAUUUCCAAACUCUUGGAUGCACUUUAAACCAAUAAUAGUGCCCCGUUUGCUUCCCUUAUAUCAGAGGUGAAAUCCUGGUAAACUAGCUAUAUUUUAAGUGCUAUUCUAGUUACAGGAUUAAGCAUUGGUGUUUAAUGAUUCUUUAGCUAAGGGGCUAAUUUUCCUUUAUAAUAAGAUGUACUAAGCAAGUUGCUAUUGCUAAGGAUAGUCGGCUCAAAUCGCAACCUACCUUUCUUCAUCUUGAAUCCGUUUGUAAAGUCUAUGUUAAGCUUUGUGGGCUUUCCUCAAAACAGAUGUCUCAGUGUUGUGUUUUUCCUUUCCACCAAAACAGGCCCACCGAUCAACUACUAUAGACAUCUAGGAAAUUACGCUCCCAAAGUUCUGUAACUUCUGCAGGGAGCUUAGCGCAAAGAAGAAUAUAAAAUAUAAAAUAAUUUGUUUCCAGAUAUAUUUAGUAUACAAGGAAGCUCAUUCAAAAAGGGUCGUUUAUUCAGUUCAUUAACCUGAAGUGCUGUUGGUGCUGUUUAGAGCAUCUUAUAGCUAAAGCUAUUUUUUCCCUGUUUGGAGUCUCAACACUCUCUAGCUAAUGCUAAUGUUAAGCAUGAUUUAUCCAUAUUUGGAAGGAGAGCAGUGAUCAUCUCAGUUUUCUGAGUAAUCCAAAAGAAUGUUCGGCUGUGUCAAAAUCUGUAGCUUUUCCCUAGGCAACUGCUUUUCCAAAUGAAUGGGAUGUCAGGACUGGAUAAGAACAUGUAGCCAUGCUGGCUAUUUCAUGUAUGACCAUUAUUAGUGAAAUGGGUUUUGGUUUUGGUUUGGUUUUUUGCUUUAUUUUGAAGCCUGAUAAUAAACAUUUAUCACUGCUUUAACAUGAAUAGGAGAAUUUUGCAUACCUCUUAGCAUGUGUCUCCACCAGGCUCAUUUGUCAGCAGGUUUUGCGCUGUUGGUUGAAGCUGUAGUAUAGACAGAGUGUGGAUUAGACAACACAGUGGUAAAAAUGCCUGUGCUUUCCUAUACUACAGCUUCCACAAUGGAGCUGCACCAAUGCAGAAAGCCUAAAGAUUUUCCUGGUGCAGACAAGACCUUAGUACUAGCGCCUGUGUGGCCUUUCCGUAAAAGCUCCCAGUGAUGCAGCUCCACAAGGGGUAGAUAGUAGCAGUGGGAGUAUAGACAAGGUGCUAGUGAUUGCCAGCAUUUGAAUCACUGUAGGUCAUUUAGGACCGCUUUGAGCAGAAGUAGAUGGCAUAGUGUAAAACAUGAUAGCGGCCACUCUACACUAGAGCUCUCACCAUUGGUAACAAUUAUGCUUUGAAGAAUUAGAUUUUUAUUGGUAAAUGUCAGUAAACGUUGAUUUCACCAUACAUGCACAAACUGAUGACAAAAUAUUUCCAGCAAUACUAACUGAAAUGUAUAGAUAGGCAAAGUGAGAAAAAUGCUGCUUGAGAACUUAUUAGAGUCCCACCUCAAUGUGUAUAUAGCAUGUUGUAAUGCUGGCUUUAGUGGAGCUGGAGCAAGGAUGCCAUUUAGGUAUCUUUAACUUUUUGAAUCUCAACAUCUACUGUCAUUAAAUAAUUAUUGUCUGGACCACCACCAUCCUCUUCUUCCCCCCCCCCCCCUUUCCUGCAAAGGUGAAAAUUUAAAUAAAUAAAAAUCUAAAAAAUGCUUAAAAAUAAACCUCUGUAU
Emys orbicularis (European pond turtle) is the source of this 3029-nucleotide messenger RNA. RefSeq names its product transmembrane protein 129, E3 ubiquitin ligase (gene TMEM129). The record is from RefSeq and is a predicted model, not a curated record. NCBI's taxonomy places the organism in Eukaryota, Metazoa, Chordata, Testudines, Emydidae. The coding region runs from base 1 to 1089 and encodes 362 amino acids. Gene Ontology annotation, biological process: protein ubiquitination. Gene Ontology annotation, molecular function: ubiquitin protein ligase activity. Gene Ontology annotation, cellular component: endoplasmic reticulum; membrane. The transcript is spliced from 4 exons.